Messenger RNA from Diachasma alloeum, 4293 nucleotides. RefSeq names its product protein unc-13 homolog 4B (gene stac). NCBI's taxonomy places the organism in Eukaryota, Metazoa, Arthropoda, Insecta, Hymenoptera, Braconidae. The transcript has 10 exons. Bases 162 to 3881 code for a protein of 1239 amino acids. The record is from RefSeq and is a predicted model, not a curated record.
CAGCCGGCAUCCUUGGCCCAAAAUAUCCAGCUCUCACUGAGGAAUAAUACACGAUCGUUCAGAAGUGAUUCCGAGGAUUAAUCCGUGCCACAACGAAUAUUUUGACGUGAGAGUUUCUGUUUCUUGUUUUUGGAAAUAAGAAAAAAUAAACAAGUAGAAAAAUGGACGAGGAGGCCAUGUGGAAAGGGUUUUAUCACACGAUUGUGGAGGAAAAAGAAGCGAAAGAACGGGAGAAUAGGGAGAAAACUGACCAUGAACUCAGGAAGGUGGGGGAGGCAACAAUGGCACAUUUCAAUAAGUGUGAUACUAAACAUCCCUACUAUGCAAUUGCUGCAUUUCGUAUGAGCCAGAAAAGGGAAGACAGGCCGGUUACCGUAGGCAGUAUAUAUUGGAAAUUCGCUGCGCAUAAUUUUCUACAUAAAAGGAUUCAAGAGUCCGAUGGGGGAUUCUUCGAGAACCUGGGGACUCUCCUGGCGGAGAAGGCUCGGGCUCAGGAGGCGGUUGAAGGACCAUUACCUCAGAGGUGUGGACAGAGGGAUGACGACGAGGAUGAGGAUGGGACCAGUGAAGGCAACAUUGACGAACCGACAGAAGCAUUACUGGAGUCUGAUAGUGACAGAGACGAGAAUGAACGAGCACUUGAUAUUGUUGUCGGCUCCGUUGGAUGGAACAUUGAGGAACUCUAUGCAGCUCUGGUUUACAUGACUCAACAUCAGAUUGGGUAUGAUGUUUCCAAUGAGUGUGGAGUUGAUGCACUUCUUAAUCAUCUGCAGCAGGCGUUCAAAGUGGAUAAUGAGAUGCACGAGCAAGUGCUUGAGGAAACACGAAAUAUGGAGGCACCCGUGAUGCACCUGAAUGUCGAAGUGAUCGAAGCCAAGGAACUCAUCUCCAAGGAUUCCAAUGGCAAGAGUGACCCGUUCUGCGCACUCUAUCUCGAAUCAGCUCCUACCAGGAGGUACAACACAGCUGUGAAGACAGCAACGUUAGCACCAAUUUGGGAAGAACAUUUCGAACUACCUCUAGAAGAUGCUGAAAACGACACCCUUUGCCUAGAAGUCUGGGACUUCGACGCAGCAGAAACCGUCCCAGAGAAGAUGAGCAAAGUGAAAGACGUCAAAGGAGUCCGAGGUCUCGUCAAACUCGCGAAAGAGAUCGCAGUUACGGCCACAACUGGCAGCCACGACAACGAAUUCAUCGGCCGAAGUAGAAUCCCGUUACGAGACAUCCCAGUGACAGGCCACACGAUGUGGUACGCCCUCGAGAAGAAAAACAAAUCGAAGCGUCGAGGAGUCGUCAGACUCCGACUAGCCUUCAGUGCAGAACACAAUACUCAAGUAGCAGCUCAAGAGCACCGACACCUCAUCAGAAUCCUCCUUCUUCACGAACUCGAAACCGAAAAGUUGGAGAAGUAUUGCUGGUGUGGGAGGUGGUCAGCCCCGGCAGAAGCCCUUAUCCUCCAACAUUCAGCGCAGAGAGGACUCCUUGCAAGAAUCGUAGCCCUGGCCCAAUGGGUUGAAUACUCUAGAAUUCAUCAGCAACAUCCGUUAAACUUUGCAGUCUUCAAUAAACUCGCAGUUGAAUUAGUUAGACCCCUCGAAAACUCCCUCUUUUCAAGUGACGAAACCAGACUCUUCUGGGACGCCACCAAGAAGAUCAUCUACUCCUGCCUGAACAGCAUCAGAAAGAUUCGAAGACUGGCUCCUGGAGACAAAAACGUCAUGGCGCAAAUGGGGGCCAUUUUAGGGAUCCUCUCGUCGAUAUCUUCUCUGGAAAUCCCAAAAGACUUUGACUUGUUCCCUCCAAAGAUGUUUGGAUGGUUUCCAGAGCCGGAUGGAACCCCAGUAGAUGUCAUAAAGGGAUUAGAAUACACCGUGAUCCAAGGAGGGGCCGAAUGGUUCGAUCACAUCCUUAAUAACAAUGCGCCCGAAGCUGACACGGAUGACGACGCAUUGAAGUUCCACAUCAAAGUAAUCCAGUUAAUCAGAGCAGAUCUCCAGAGAGCGAUAGAAGUCUAUGACAGGAUGUUCAUCAAGAAAGUCAACUUCCCAUACGCAAGGACUUUGUACGUCUACUAUGAGAAGAGAAUCAGUGACAUGUGCACGAUCAUAAUCGAAGAUGUCUGUCUCAGGCUCAAGAGAAUCGAAUUAGAAAAGGAUGACGAUACAGACCUGACUCUUGGCACAACUCUUUUUGAACUCUACCUGACCCUCCAAAGAUACUCUGUGUUAGGGACAGUAUUUUGUCUGGACGGUCUCGAGCAUUUAAAAAUUCAGAGUUAUCACGAGUGGUUUAGAGCUGGCGUUGCCCACUGGUUGGAUAUAGCAGUGUACAAAGCAUUGAAGAGAAUCUCCCGAGCUGUUGAAUUUGAUACCCUUCAACCUGUCGACUCAAACGUACAGUACAGUUCAAGUGCAGUUGAUACGUUAACGAUAUUUUACCAGAUCAAAGUCUUCUGGACGCAACUAGCGUGGCCCGAUGUCGAGGGAUCAUACACAUUCAUCGCUAAAAUUAUUGAUGACAUUUGUAAAUGUUCGAUUUCUUAUGCGGAUAUGAUGGCAGCUAAGGCGGAGAAGGUAGACACACAGAUUCAAGAGUCUGAGAAUAAUAGUAGUGUUUAUGAUAAGAAGUUUGAGGUGUCUACUGCCUGGUGCUUUGCCAUUAAUAAUAUUGACUAUAUUAGAACCUCGAUUGCACCAUUGGCUAAUGAUCUGGGACUGCAGACGAUCAUCGAGACGCUGGGAGAGAACAAGACUCAGCAAGAGGCUGAUCGGUGUCGGCAAACUCUUCAGUUAAUCAUUGAUAAUGCUACUGAUACCGUUAAGAAUAAGAUCAUUGACCUGCUGGAGGUUGUGGCGAACAAAAUGCAGCCUGCAAUGAGCAGGUACCUCAUGGAAGGAGCCGAGUUGAUUGAUACUACCAGCAAUGCUAUGGAUCGCUUGCUUCAGUAUUUAGACUCCAACAUCACGACGCUGCAUGAUAAUCUUAAUGAAGACAAUUUUGAGAGGGUGUUGCUCGUCAUCUGGGAGAUCAUGUCUCAGACUCUGUUUCAGUUGGUCAACAGCAACUUGGAAAAGAGGAGACCACCCUCUUUCUACUCGAAUCUCCAUAGGACUCUUCAUACUUUAAUUAGGUUCUUCAAUUUGGGCGCCGAUGAGACUGCGAAUGUUCAGGUGCUUAAGAAGAUUGAACGGCUGUUGAAUCUGCACGGAUUGGAGACUGCUGAGCUGAUCCAUCGGUAUCAUCUGGAGAGAUUCAAGGAACAGAAUGAGAUGGAGGACGCUCUACACGGAAUGUUGACGGUUAAGGCACAUUUUGUGGAGAAUUCUCUGGUCGUGCAGAUUUUGAAUGCUAGGAAUCUCAAGGCUAUGGAUAGUAAUGGAGAUUUUAUAGGCAAGCUGUCAACUCUUGAGAGAAAACUGCAUUCGAAAAGUAAACAGACUAAACAAAGACUGAAAGAGGUGAAGCCAAGGAAAUGUGAUCCCUACGUUAAGAUUCGACUUCUCCCCGAGGAGAAAUUUUACGAUGUUAAGAUGCCAAAGACUCAUGUGCAAAAAGAAACGCUAUUCCCACUUUUUGAUGAGAUUUUCAACAUUCCCCUGACUCCUGAACAACGAAGCAUCGAAGAUGCUAUUGUGGUUUUCGAGGUCAAGGACAAGGACUUUCUGAGAACGAAAUUCAUGGCUGAAGCGUUCCUUCCGUUCAGUGAGAUCGAGGACACUGGGCAUGAGCGUGGACUGGAGUCACUUGACCAGACUCAUCUGAAGUUAUCGCGGCCUGUCGAUAAGACUACUGAUGUAAUUCGUGCCUUAGAACAUCGAAAAGGAGACAAUCAAGCGACGGAAUUCAUCUCAAAACUCAACGCAAAGUCAAACACGAGAUAAUUCAUACCUAAAAAGAAAUUAUUCUUCCGAAAACUUGUACUUCAGAAUUUAUUUUUAUUCCUAAAGUUUUAUCCAUCUGUUCUAAUCAAUGUGAAUUUUAUCGAUGGAGGUCAGACUUUCGUAUAACUGAUACGUAAAAUUGUAGGCUGUGCUGAUCAACGAUGUAUCCAAGAGUUUUAAUCAUUCAAUGAUGUUUUGAAACACAUCUGUUUAAUUUUUUAAUGGGAAAAUGAAAGUUAAUUGCGCAGCUUCCGAGCUUGAAUCAAAUUAGUCCUUUACUCGUUCAAUGGACAUUCUCAAACAAGAAAUACACUCAUCACCAUUGUUAUGCUAAUUACAUGCUCGAUUUGUAAAUAACUACUUUACUUUGUAAUAAAAAUAUUUAUAUAAUAAAAAAAAUUGAAUGAGGAAA